AUAUAAUAAUCACCAGAUCCACCCCCUUUUUUGGCUAUUGCUUUUGUUUUAUCAAACAAAAGUUAAAUAUGGCUGUUUGGCAAGACAAGAUAGAGGGAGCAAAUGCAACCUGGAUGAAGAAUUAUGCUGAGGGAAACUCUGCAGGUGUUGGGGACAUGUACACAGAGGACUGUAGAGUGAUGCCACCCGGAGCAGAUGUGGUCGUUGGAAGAAAGGGGACCAGUGAAGUAUUUGCAGGAGCCAUGAAGGCCGGAGUCAAAAGCAUUCUCCUCAAGUCUGAUGAGGUAGGCCCAUUGGAUGCCAACGACAAUACUGCGUUUGAGCGAGGACAUUACAUCUUUUACAAGGAAGAUGGCUCUGUUGCAGACCAAGGAAAGUAUGUGGUCGUGUGGAAGAAGCAAGCCAAUGGUGCUGUUCUUAUGGAUGUUGACAUUUGGAACAGUAAUAACUCAACCUAAACAAUGACUAAACGAUUACAUUGGUAUACACAGCUAGAUGCUUUAGCUAAUGUGCUCAGUGAGUAAUUUUGUCCAUUGUGUGUUAGAGUUCUUGACUAUUUCUGCUGGUAGUAAUUCUCGUUUGUCUCUUG
This is a messenger RNA of Halichondria panicea, 589 nucleotides long. RefSeq lists its product as uncharacterized. Bases 69 to 458 code for a protein of 129 amino acids. The transcript has 3 exons. The record is from RefSeq and is a predicted model, not a curated record. NCBI's taxonomy places the organism in Eukaryota, Metazoa, Porifera, Demospongiae, Suberitida, Halichondriidae.